Messenger RNA from Chiloscyllium plagiosum (whitespotted bambooshark), 1605 nucleotides. NCBI's taxonomy places the organism in Eukaryota, Metazoa, Chordata, Chondrichthyes, Orectolobiformes, Hemiscylliidae. The record is from RefSeq and is a predicted model, not a curated record.
AAGGUUGAUGGGUUUCCCACUCGACAAGGGGGAGAUGUAUUCGUCAGAGACUAUUUACUGGCCUUAUCCCGUUCUUUUGCAUAACUCCGGAGAAAGGGUCUCCUGGCUCAGACUCCGCCGCUCGACUUCCUCUGGCAUAAGGUGGAGCCCGGAGAUUGGGUACUUGUAAAGACCUGGAAGGCCGAAAAGCUCCAGCCACAGUGGGAAGGACCUAUCCUGGUCCUGUUAACAACUGAAGCCGCUGUUCGGACGAAAGAAAAAGGGUGGGCCCACGCAUCGAGGAUAAAGGGGCCUAUUCCGCCAGAAGGAGGGAGCACUUAGACAUGCGGGCCAGGGGACAAGCCGUUGGUGAUAAAGCUAAAAAGACAGCGAUAAUGAACUCUACCUGGACUGUAUUGGUGGGGAUAUUGAUCGGUUUACUCCUGCAUGUGGGAGAGGGCGAGGGGAGAUGUGACAAAUGUCGGACUACGGUGAGGCUUGGGAGUCAGAUCUUCUCGGGGUCAUUUAUGUCUCACUCCCAUGUGAACGAUUGGUGUUACGAUGUGAAUGCACGGCAAGAAUGUUGGGAGGGUGGAAAACACUAUUAUCAGGUGUAUAAUAAAGGGUACGGUGGCAAAGCCAAUGGAUGCCCUAACAAUGACCGCUGGGUGUGUGUUAACAAAGCUGGGCAGUGGGGCCUACCCUCCGUGUUGCUCAAAGAACAUGUGGACAGAGUCAGGGAGACAUUAGUACAGAACAUUAAACGGAAGUUAGAGAAAGAGCGCGACCGUCAAAGGACGGUCGUUGUCUCCAAGGUGCCAUCUAUAUACAAGGAGGUAGAAGAAAAGAUCAAACUCCCCGAUUUAACACAGAACCUGUUUAUUGAUCUUACGUCGAGGAUAGCCACCGUGUUAAAUAUUAGCAAUUGCUGGGUUUGUGGGGGGCAACAUAUGACUGAACAAUGGCCGUGGUCUGGUCAAAGCUUAGAUAUAUGGGAGUUGCUUCAGUAUAAUUGGACACAUGUCAAUGAAAGGAAAGGGCAGGUGUGGAGACUGACUAACAGCCCGGAAAGCCAGUUGUGUGUUGAAGGGAAAGGGAAGGUUGAGGUGGGUAUCAGCCCCUGUCAGAGUGUGUUGAAUGCAACCACACAAGUCUGGUGGCCUGAGGAUAUCACAUGGUACAUUGCGAAACAGGAGAACCGCAAUUGUGUGAGGCUGGGUGAUGACUCUCGGUUUUGGAAUUGUAGCGGCUCCGGCCCUUAUGAGGGCAUCCCUGGGAUAAAGGAGGUGUGGAACGAGGUUGCAAAACAGGGGGGCCCUGCCCCAGAUGGCCUAUUCUGGAUAUGUGAAAAAUAUUUCCCAACUCCAGGCAGUGGCGGUACCCCAACAUGGAACGCAGGAACUUAAGGUGCUGUGGCUGCGAAAGACCAAGGAUUUCCCGGGCCCUUGAUGGGAGGAGGCUUAUCUUUGUCAUGCACAUCUUAAAAAAAAGGGUGGAAUUGUGAGAGACGAUUUCGGUACAAACAAUUGAGAUGUGCAUGACCCCAGAAUCUACGGGGAAUAGAGCCAUAGGGGUAGGGUAAAACAUGCUUCUCUAUAAUAAAGGACGAGACAUCUGCUGCUACGG